UUCACCAUGUCUUCUGGAGGUCUUCUUCUCCUGCUGGGACUCCUCACCCUCUGGGCAGAGCUGACCCCCGUCUCCGGCCAGGGCCCGCCAGAGUUGUGUCAUCUUCCUGCUGCCAUCGGAUCAUGUAAAGCCAAUAUGCCUCGCUUCUACUACAACUCGACUUUCAAUAACUGCCAGGAGUUUAUUUAUGGUGGAUGCCAGGGCAAUGCCAACAAUUUUGUGACCAGAGAUGAAUGCCACUACGCCUGUGUUGAAAAGCCCGGGGUGUGUCCCACGGCCCCUCCAGUCAUCAUCACCAUUACUGUCGUAAGGUGUGGAAGUGACUGGGAGUGUGAGGGGAAACAGAAGUGCUGCCAUUAUGGUUUCGUGAUUGACUGCAUGGAUCCUGUCUAA
Molecule: messenger RNA, 393 nt
Organism: Thamnophis elegans (Western terrestrial garter snake)
Lineage: Eukaryota; Metazoa; Chordata; Lepidosauria; Squamata; Natricidae
Product: kunitz/BPTI-like toxin
Exons: 3
Coding region: 7-393 (128 amino acids)
Cellular component (GO): extracellular region
Molecular function (GO): serine-type endopeptidase inhibitor activity
Source: RefSeq, a predicted model, not a curated record